This is a messenger RNA of Sinocyclocheilus grahami, 723 nucleotides long. RefSeq names its product C-C chemokine receptor type 8-like. The transcript has 5 exons. The annotation marks the transcript as partial. Gene Ontology annotation, cellular component: membrane. Gene Ontology annotation, biological process: G protein-coupled receptor signaling pathway. The record is from RefSeq and is a predicted model, not a curated record. Gene Ontology annotation, molecular function: G protein-coupled receptor activity. NCBI's taxonomy places the organism in Eukaryota, Metazoa, Chordata, Actinopteri, Cypriniformes, Cyprinidae.
UGUGCGGUCGAAGUGCUGUUUCAUAGACUGACCAGCUCGAGUCAGAGUGAAGUGAACACUUCAGAUAAUAUAACAGAAUCAGAGGAGAACUUUUGGUCCAGAACUGAGAAGUCUGUACUCGUUCCCAUUCUCACCACUGAGAUGGUACUGGGUGUUUUGGGAAAUGGAUUGGUUUUGAUUGUCAAAGUUGUGUGUAAAGACCAUUUUCAGUGCCUUUACUGGCUGCCACUUUUCAGUCUCACGCUCUCAGAUUUCCUCUGCUCCAUCCUCAUGAUCUGUGGCUCUCUCGUAGCCUUGCUGAGUGAAGGGCAGAUUUCACCGUGGUGCGAGGUGGUGAGCCUGCUAAAGUUCACCUUCAUCACCUCUUCCAUUGGAAGCAUAGCAAUUCUCUGUGUUCAGAGAUAUAUGGGAAUUCCUUCCAAAGGCAAAAAGCUGUCUGUUGUCAUGGCGGUGGCAUGUGUAGCAUCAUGGUGCACUGGAGCUAUAUUUGGAGCAGUACCAGUAGUCUAUGACUGGAUAAAGUAUGAUCCAGCAGAAAUGCUGUGUGCAGUUUUCUGGGAAAGCAGUUACUCUGACAUGCUGGUUUACAUCCUCUGUGCCUUCUCCAUCUCCAUCUUCAUCCCAUUUCUCCUCAUACUCUUCUGCUCCAUUCUGACUUGUGCUGGCUAUGGGAAAGACAGUUCCAGGUUUGUAGAGUUGGAAGUAGUGAACACAGAAUGCUGA